AUGUCCGGAGCCGAGGCGGCGAUCGCUGGCAUAGGAUUUCUUUGCAAUGCGAUGCAGAUCGUCACUUUCGGUAGAGAUAUCCUCCAAGUUUACCGCCAGGUUCGGGAUAAAAGCAAUCCUGACCCAAGAUUGGAGGCCUAUCUUGGAAGCGCGAAAGCUUGCUUCGAUGAUAUUAACAGCUCUGCUUUGGCGACCUCUCAGGUUCUGCCGUCGACCCGAGACCAACAGCAGAUAAUUGACAUUGGCAAAAAGCUGGAGGAAUCCAUGACCCAGCUCCAAUCCAAAUUUUCAGAGCUUCAUAUCGAUGAUGCAUCUAGACGUGGAUUCCGCGGGAAGAUGGAGAUGGGUAAAAAGAGUCUGGCAUCUCUUUGGCAAGGAAAGGAGCUUGAAACUCUUGAGGUAAACCUCAAAAGAUACGAGAGCCUUCUUCAUGGUGUCGUACUACACCGUAUAUGCAACCAGUCUCAGGCCGCAGAAAUCAGUUCACAACAGUCCUUCAGCGAACUUAAUACCAACCUACAGUCAGUCAUUAAACAACUGGCAGAUGGCCGCACAUGGAUGUCCGAGCUUUCAAUCGAGUCACUGGAGACGAGGAACCGAAUUACCCAGGAGCAUGAAACAACACGUGCAGCUAUCAACACAGGGUUCACUACGACAAAUGGCGCCCUUUCGAGUUUCCGCGACUCGGUGUCCCGAGAAUUCGAGGAUAUGGCUCGACGCGACCAGAGCAAAACCUUCGAGCAAGAGCACGACCAAUUACUCCAAAGCCUCCGAUUCUCUGAGAUGAACAGCCGCAGGAAUCACAUAUCUGAAAACUACCCUGGCACCUUCAAUUGGGUCUUCAAAAACCCCGUUGACCGCAAUCGCGGCAACUUGUUAAGGUCGGCCAGCACGACAUCGGAUCCCGAUUCAUUUCCUGCGUGGUUAGAGUCUGAUGCCCACCAAUUUUGGAUCAGCGGCAAGCCGGCUUCUGGAAAAAGCUCGCUCAUGAAAUUCCUUGCGACAAGUCCCCUCACACUACAGUAUCUGCAAGCCCAGGAUAGCAAGUUUCAAAUCCUCGCUCACUAUUUCUGGAAGCCAGGGCAGCCACUACAAAAGAACAUAGAAGGGAUGGCACGCUCUCUGCUCCAUCAAGUGCUUUACAAGAACCGUGUUCUCGCCCAGCGGCUAUGGACUGAGCAGCCAAAUGUUCAAGAUAAGCGAGAUGGUGGAGACUGGGAUAUGAAGGGGCUAAGGAAGGCUCUCUGCUGGGCAAUCGAGUCUUCUGGCAAUACUUAUUGCAUUUUUCUCGAUGGACUGGACGAGGCUAAAGAAUUCGAGGACCUCCCGUGGGGUGACCAUCAAAAUACCCAAGUCAUCUACGACUUGCUCAAACUCGACAAUAUUAAGCUAUGUGCAUCCAGUAGGGAAGAAAGUCCUUUCUGCCAGUUCUUCGCAGGCCAACCCCACCUCAGAACCCAUCAGCUCAAUGAGUAUGAUAUUUAUCAUUAUGCGGAGAGUAUGCUAGAAGUAUCUGGGCUAAGUUCUUAUGAUCGAUCUCGACUUCUAUUAACAGUCGUAGAGAAAGCAAACGGUGUGUUUCUCUGGGUGGUCUUGGCCGUCAAGAGCCUCAAUCAGGCAAUACGUUCAGGCGGUGCCAACGAAUUUGAGGAACGACUCGCACAGACACCAUCAGAUUUGCAAGACCUCUUGGUCGAUAUGUGGAAUCGCCCAGGAGAUGAUACCAAGUUGCCAACUUACAGCAUCGAGUCUUCUCGCUUCUUCAGUCUAGCCCUUUCGGCAAUCAAAAUAGACGAGUACUGUUGCUAUGGCGGUCUUUCUCCGAGACUACCUCUCCAUUCAACGCGAUCAUUACUCGUCAUGACUACAGCCCUGGAGGAUAAGUCAUUCACGUCAAUAUUAAGAGAAGGCCGAGAAAUCCUUGCAGAAGAACUUCAAGCAAGAUGUGCGAGGGUAAAAGAUCGAUUGCGUUUGGUUUGCCGAGGUCUCCUUGAAGUAACGACACUAGAUGAUGUCCAUCAUUCAUGGGUUGGAAAUAGAGCCCUUUAUGACUAUGCCAUGACAAAGGUCGAAUUCAUACACAGAUGUGCAUUCGACUUCAUUACCGACACACACUUUGGACGUCAGUGUCUUUCACUUUGUCAUUGGUCAUCAAUUGACAAAGUUGAAAGGUUGCUUGUCGGCCACCUAGUCAAAUCCCGAUUUCUAUGCUACACGUCAAAACGACACUAUUUGAAGGUAACGAACGGAAGGACAUAUUUAAGAUCCGACGUUGACUACCACCAGCUAGUCCCAGCCUUACGUAUUACCCUAAACUCAUUCAAGGACAAUAUAUCCCGCCGAAAUAUCAUUCUUGAGGAAAUGAGGGAUUGGCAGCAACGUGGCUUAUUUUACAAUCACUCAUAUUGGCGUUAUCCAAUCUUGUUCAAAGCUCAUCCCCUCCUGGGAGAGUUGGAGUUUCUUGAAUAUGUUGCAAUGGUGGCCAGCCCGAACAUCAUCGUUAUUGAACUGUUAGACCAAUUGUCUAUUGAUCGUCUGGCAGUCGCUGUUCCUGUUCUGCUCUGCGCGUUGGAGGAUACCCUCGGGUAUUGCUUGAAUUUUAUUGACUACCUUUUAACCCGCUUACAAAGCGCGACUGACAAAGGGUGGCAAGGUUAUCCCUUACAAGUUCAACAUGACGUGAGAAAUGCAGUGCGUCUGCUGCAUUCGUGGUUCGUCAUGCAGUGUCUUUGUCUUUUACAUGACGAAUGGACUGAGGAUGGACAUAAAAUCACAGAUCUACUACACCGCUUUGGCCGUACUCUAUCUCCAAUGGAUUGGCUGUGCCCGUUGAUUUUGGAAUUUGGGGUGGAUCAUAAGAUCGACUUUAUUUCAAUAAACAGCGAAGGGGAGUUCUUUGGACUUUGGCAAUAUACCCUGGCUAUUGGCAAUUUCGUUACUGCCUACCACUUACUUGGUCAACUUUUACCAGAUCGGGUAGGUUGUGCUCUACACGUCCAACCUCCACAAGACGCCAAAGAACGGUUUGAGAUACUUUCCGUCAGACAUGAUGCAGAUUCUCUAAAUGGUGACAAAGAGUUUUUUUCACCUGCAACAGAGUAUCAUCUAGAUAUUGCAAACUGUAUAAAAGAGAGCUUAUUAGAACGCGAUGCUCAGAUUAGACAACAAAAAUGGUCGCUCUUGUUGGAAAACAUUGAGACGGGCUUGGAAUGGAUAGGCAAGGACACAUUGGGAUAUUGUAUUAGGGAGGUCAACAAGCGGGGCUUGGAACUGGUACAUCCAUGGGUGAAUGUUGUCAUAGACGAUUAA
Fusarium mangiferae is the source of this 3309-nucleotide messenger RNA. RefSeq lists its product as uncharacterized. The record is from RefSeq and is a predicted model, not a curated record. The transcript has a single exon. Lineage: Eukaryota; Fungi; Ascomycota; Sordariomycetes; Hypocreales; Nectriaceae. Bases 1 to 3309 code for a protein of 1102 amino acids.